Molecule: messenger RNA, 1326 nt
Organism: Drosophila eugracilis
Lineage: Eukaryota; Metazoa; Arthropoda; Insecta; Diptera; Drosophilidae
Gene: Hacd2
Product: very-long-chain (3R)-3-hydroxyacyl-CoA dehydratase
Biological process (GO): sphingolipid biosynthetic process; fatty acid elongation; very long-chain fatty acid biosynthetic process
Cellular component (GO): endoplasmic reticulum membrane
Molecular function (GO): 3-hydroxyacyl-CoA dehydratase activity
Source: RefSeq, a predicted model, not a curated record
AAACGUGGGCAAACCAAAGGUUAUUUUCAGUUUGGAGAUGUUUAUAUUUUUUUGAUAAGGUUAAAUGGCAAACCUCAGCCCACUGGUCUUCUGGUCGCAGACCAAGCAAACAUUAUUACUGAAAGUCGACCUAAAAGAUGCCAAGGGCGCUAUCGCGGACUUUUCGCCGGUUACAGUGAAUUUCAGUGCCAAUGGUUAUGGAGCUCGCGGGCUGAAUGCCUACAAGUUCGAGCUACACUUUUAUUCCCUAAUCGACGACGAGAAUGCUACCUUUGUGGUUACCGAUAACAAGAUCGAAUUGCAGAUUCGGAAACUGGAGCCAGAGUGGUGGCCCCGUCUAGUGGCCACUCCUCAAAAGCCACACUGGCUGAAGAUUGACUUCGAUCGAUGGCGCACCGAAGACGAUGUUGAAGUUGAGGAAGCACCCCGCGAUGUGCGACAGGACUACGAGAAGGAGUACGCCGAGCUCCAAAAGCGCGAGCUGGGUUACAUUAAGGAAAAAACCAAGAAGGUGUACAUGAUACUGUACAACCUAGCCAUGUUUGUGGGUUAUCUUUAUAUUAUGGUUGUAAUGGGUGUACUCUACUACCGCGAUGGCCACGACAGCAUUGGAAAAACCUACGCCAAUGUGGGCAAUGCUUUCAAAUUCAUUCAGCUGCUGCAAUAUCUGGAGGUUAUGCAUCCCAUAUUUGGCUACACCAAGGGAGGUGCAAUGGUACCCUUUUAGGUAUCUGGGCGCAACUUCAUCCUGUUCCUUAUGAUCGACAUGGAGCCACGCAUGCACACCAAGCCAGUAGUGUUCUACGUUUUCGUAAUUUGGUCUCUGGUUGAGUUAGUGCGAUAUCCAUUCUACCUGGCACAAUUGCUUGGCCGUGAAGUAGGUCUACUUACUUGGCUACGGUAUACUAUUUGGAUACCGCUCUAUCCCUUGGGCAUCAUGUGCGAGGGCAUCAUCGUACUACGCAAUAUUCCCUACAUCGAUGAGACGAAACGGUUUACCGUGGAAAUGCCCAACCCCUGGAACAUAACCUUCGAUAUGGUUCUAUUCUUGAAAUUAUACCUCAUGUUGCUAAUACUGCCGGGCAGCUACAUGGUUAUGUCGCACAUGGCCAAGCUGAGGUCCAAAAAACUUGGCAAGGGACGCGCCAAGCGCCUGCAACAUCUCCACGCAGACUAAUCAACUCACUGCCACGAGAAAGGUUCGUUCGACUCAUGGCAGUUCGAUUUCCUAUUUUCGUUUAGCAUAAGAAAAAAGUCCAAAGAAAUAUCUACAUUAACCGUACUCUAAAAAAUUGACGUUCAUUAAAAUUUUCUAUCAUAUUGCAA